AUGUUCAUACCUCUCCUCACCUUUCCUCUCAUUGCACUACUAACCUCAACAUAUUCUUUGUGCCUGUCCUUUGGCCACUUGCAGACUGCAGCUGCAAGUGGUCAAAGGCAGUGCUACAGUGAUUUUCAAUCUCACAAAUUGGACCUUAAGUUUUUUAGAUUGACUUUUUGGCUGUCUAUGUCCCCAGGGACUGGUGCCUCCAACUUUGGGCUCUGGGGGUUAUUUUUUGGUCAUCCAUAUCCCAGAGACUGGUACCUUCAUCUUUGGCCAUCCAUGUCCCUAGGGACUGGUGCCUCCAACUUGGGCUCUGGGGUUAUUUUUUGGUCAUCCAUGUCCUCAGGGACUGGCACCUUUACCUUUGGGAUCUGGGGGUUGGUUUGUGGUCAUCCAUGUCCCCAGGGACUGGCACCUUUACCUUUGGGUUCUGGGGGUUGGUUUUUGGCCAUCCAUGUCCCUAGGGACUGGCGCCUUUACCUUUGGGAUCUAAGGGUUUGGUUUGUGGCCAUCCAUGUCCCCAGGGACUAG
This is a messenger RNA of Suillus fuscotomentosus, 525 nucleotides long. RefSeq lists its product as uncharacterized. The transcript has 3 exons. Lineage: Eukaryota; Fungi; Basidiomycota; Agaricomycetes; Boletales; Suillaceae. The record is from RefSeq and is a predicted model, not a curated record. The coding region runs from base 1 to 525 and encodes 174 amino acids.